AUGGUGGCUGAAUGGGCAUGGCUGAAAGGCUCUGCAUCGCAUCAGUGUGGUCAAGUGGAGAUGCACGGGAAUACCACGCCGUCAGGAGAGCUGGGGAACCACUCACUUUCCAAAACUCCACACCUGAGCAAGAUUUUGGCAAUGCCAACACUUUGUAGCCCUGCAGUAUUUGCCAAACAUCCAGGACAUGGCCUCCUGUCAUGGGACAGACUGAUUCACCUUCCUGACAGAAAUCAGAAAUGGAAUGUGGUGGGCAUAGCAGAAAACCGUUUAUGUAGGAAAAGACACUCCAAAAAUCAUGGUAUCCAGAGGAAUGGACAGCAGCUUUCGCAAUGCCGACAUGCUUCAGCUUGGACUAGCACAAUUUUACAGCCAGGCUGUACAAAAGCAAACCUUCAAGUCAUGUCAAGUGCCCAGGAAUACCUAAGAGAAGAAAAAAGGUGUAAAGGGUAUAUACCCAGUUACUUAGACAAGGAUGAGCUGUGCGUAGUCUGUGGGGACAAAGCCACCGGAUAUCAUUAUCGCUGCAUCACUUGCGAAGGUUGCAAGGGUUUUUUUAGAAGAACCAUUCAGAAAAACCUCCAUCCAACCUAUUCCUGUAAAUAUGAAGGAAAAUGUGUGAUAGACAAAGUAACAAGAAAUCAGUGCCAGGAAUGUCGCUUCAAAAAAUGUAUCUUUGUUGGCAUGGCAACAGAUUUGGUGUUGGAUGACAGCAAGCGGUUGGCAAAAAGGAAGCUGAUAGAAGAAAAUCGAGAGAAGAGACGUCGGGAAGAGCUGCAAAAAACAAUUGGGCACAAACCAGAGCCAACGGAUGAGGAAUGGGAGCUCAUCAAAAUCGUUACUGAAGCACACGUGGCCACCAAUGCACAAGGAAGCCACUGGAAGCAGAAGAGGAAAUUUUUGCCAGAAGAUAUUGGGCAGGCACCAAUAGUUAAUGCCCCAGAAGGUGGGAAAGUGGAUUUAGAAGCCUUCAGCCAGUUUACAAAAAUUAUCACACCAGCGAUUACAAGAGUGGUGGAUUUUGCCAAAAAGUUGCCUAUGUUUUGUGAGCUGCCAUGUGAAGACCAGAUCAUCCUUCUGAAAGGCUGCUGUAUGGAGAUAAUGUCCCUCCGAGCAGCAGUUCGCUAUGACCCCGAGAGUGAGACUUUAACACUAAAUGGGGAGAUGGCGGUGACAAGGGGCCAGCUGAAAAAUGGGGGUCUUGGCGUAGUGUCUGAUGCCAUUUUUGACCUGGGCAUGUCUCUUUCUUCAUUUAACCUGGAUGACACCGAGGUUGCCCUUCUUCAGGCUGUUCUGCUCAUGUCAUCAGAUCGCCCAGGCCUUGUUUGCGUCGAGAGGAUAGAAAAGUGUCAAGAGGGUUUCCUCCUGGCAUUCGAACACUACAUUAAUUACAGAAAACACCAUGUUGCACACUUUUGGCCAAAACUGCUGAUGAAAGUGACAGACCUGCGAAUGAUCGGAGCCUGCCAUGCCAGCCGCUUCCUGCACAUGAAGGUGGAGUGCCCCACAGAACUCUUUCCUCCGUUGUUCCUGGAAGUGUUUGAGGAUUAG
Egretta garzetta (little egret) is the source of this 1551-nucleotide messenger RNA. RefSeq names its product thyroid hormone receptor beta (gene THRB). Bases 1 to 1551 code for a protein of 516 amino acids. The transcript has 7 exons. The record is from RefSeq and is a predicted model, not a curated record. NCBI's taxonomy places the organism in Eukaryota, Metazoa, Chordata, Aves, Pelecaniformes, Ardeidae. Gene Ontology annotation, molecular function: RNA polymerase II cis-regulatory region sequence-specific DNA binding; nuclear receptor activity; zinc ion binding. Gene Ontology annotation, biological process: cell differentiation; positive regulation of transcription by RNA polymerase II; negative regulation of transcription by RNA polymerase II.